This is a messenger RNA of Acipenser ruthenus (sterlet), 4550 nucleotides long. Its product is annotated as sex comb on midleg-like protein 2. Gene Ontology annotation, molecular function: protein binding. Gene Ontology annotation, cellular component: nucleus. The transcript is spliced from 15 exons. Gene Ontology annotation, biological process: regulation of DNA-templated transcription. NCBI's taxonomy places the organism in Eukaryota, Metazoa, Chordata, Actinopteri, Acipenseriformes, Acipenseridae. The record is from RefSeq and is a predicted model, not a curated record. Bases 16 to 2547 code for a protein of 843 amino acids.
UAGUAUCUUGACGUGAUGCCACAAAGAAAAGAUGACGCUAACACGACACUGCAAACAAAGCUGCAACUAGUAUUGCAUUGCACAGCCAGGAGACAGAGAGCGAGCGAGCGAGGUGCUGGACAUGCGCGGAACAGAGUGGAAUAUGGCGGCCUAGUGCAAAUGAGAAGUAAUGAAAUCUCCUGUAUAUUUUUUUUAAUACUAAUCGGAAGCCAUCACUGUGUGUCUAACAGGAAGCUGAGUUGUUGGUCGCCUGCCUUCAGGUACUUUUGUGCGAGGAGGAUACUGAACCUGCAGGUGGUCACCAUGGGGAGAACAUCAACUAAAGAACAAAAAGAUAUUAAAAAGGAAAAGACAGGGAAGAGUUACUCUUCAACAAGUCCCUCCCAGAAUAAAGAAAGCUUCAGCUGGGAUGAAUACCUGAAGGAGACAGGAGCUACCCCAUCUCCCUCGCAUUGUUUUAAACAGUCUAGAAACCCACCUAGCAAUGAUUUCAAAAUCGGUAUGAAACUAGAAGCACAUGACCCCCGCAACUUCACCUCCGUGUGCAUCGCCACCAUCAUGGGCAUCACAGGCGCCCGGCUGAGGCUGCGGCUCGACGGCAGCGACAACAAGAAUGACUUCUGGAGGUUGGUGGACUCCUCCGACAUCCAGCCCAUAGGGACCUGUGAGAAGAACGGAGACAUGCUGCAGCCACCACUCGGUUUUCGAAUGAAUGCCUCAUCAUGGCCAAUGUUUCUGUUGAGGACAUUAAGUGGAGCAGAAAUGGCCCCUUCCACAGCUUUUAAAAAGGAACCUCCCAGGCCCCCACAGAACAGUUUCAAGUCUGGGAUGAAGCUGGAAGCAGUGGACAGGAAGAACCCUUUCUUGAUUUGUCCAGCUACUAUAGGAGAAGUUAAAGGCGAUGAAAUAUUUGUCAUGUUCGAUGGCUGGAGAGGGGCAUUUGACUACUGGUGCAAGUACGACUCGCGAGACAUCUUUCCAGUUGGGUGGUGUUUCUUGACCAAGCACAGCUUGCAGCCUCCUGGCACCAGUGUCACUAUUCCAAAGAGUGUCCCGACACCCAUUUCCACCUCUUCCAAAUCCACCAGACGGUCCAUGCAGUCGCUGCAGAAAGCCGCCCCCUUGCCGCCCCUGCCAGUCAGGAAGGGAGUCCGGGGGCGACGGCCCAAAAGCCAAACCAUCGCCUUACUGAAAGCAGCAGCAGCAGCAGCAGCAGCAGCCGCUGCAGCAGUGGAACAGAAAAGCACAGCAGCCAAAACUACCUCCAACACAGACGCUCCAAAACCCAAAAAGAAGGGCCCAAAGCCUGGGAGCAAGAGGAAGCCUAGAGUAGUUCAAAGCUCAAUCCUAAUUACGGCUCCUGCAGCAGCUUUGGAAGCUAAAUUCAACAGCACUCCGGUACCAAAGGACGGGCCCAAUCACCUCAAUACAAACCCAGCAGUCGUAUCCACAGUGUGUGUUUAUGUGAACAAGCAUGGGAACUGCGGGCCACACCUGGACAGGAAGCAGGUCCAGCAACUAUCAGAUCACUUCGGUCCCGGUCCAGUCAACAUAGUGCUGCAGCAGGCUGUGCAGGCCUGUGUGGACUGUGCCUACCAGCCCAAAAUUGUCUUUAACUUCCUCAAGACGGGACAGCACGGCGGAGAGGUCAUAACAGCUUCGUUUGACGGUGGGAAGCACCAGGUCCAGCUGCCCUCUGUGAACAGUGCGUCGUUCGUACUACGCUUCCUGGAGAUGCUGUGUCACAGCCUGCAGUGUGAGAACCUCUUCAGCAGCCAGCCCUUCAGUCCCUACCUGGGGGCCACGCACAGCCAUGCUGAGUUCGAGAGGAGCAAAUCAGUAAAAGAGGAGAUAUCAGAAGCCUUAACAAUAAACAGGGGAACCAAACGUUUCUCCAAAGACUCGCCGCCCUACACUGCUGCACUCUCGCCAAAGCUCCCAAGGACAGAGGCUCACCCUUCAGAAGCAGAGACAUUGCCGCAUGAUGAGAACAGGCUGCUGAAGGAGCAUCGCUUUUCUGAAGAGUCCAUGGACUCCGCCUCCAACUCCAUGAACCCCCGCUCUCCGGCCCUGAGAAACCCGGCAGAGUACCGGCCCCAGGGCAGCUCACCCUGCUACCGCAACUCUCAUCUGCCUCUGGGUGCCGCCUCCAGCUCCGCCCCCACCCCGCCCCUCCGCAGGAUCUCCUCGAAUCCUGCGGGGGGCAGCGCCAACUAUCAUGAGGUCAACAUCAGCCGUAUGCAGAGGAGAGUGGAAGCUGCUAGUUCCACAACAGGUCCUGAUCUUCAGCUGACUGACAGAGAGACCCCCAGAGUGCCCAACAAGAACCCCUCGGUCUGGUCUAUAGACGAAGUGAUGCAGUUUGUGAGAGACGCAGACCCCCAGGCUCUGGCUCCACAUGCGGAGCUCUUCAGAAAACAUGAAAUCGAUGGGAAGGCUUUGAUGUUGCUGAGGAGCGAUAUGAUAAUGAAAUACAUGGGAUUGAAGUUGGGCCCGGCUCUCAAGCUCUGCUACCACAUUGAAAGGCUGAAACAAAGCAAGUACUAGCAGCUUAAUGCUGAGGUAUUUCCACAGAUGACUGCCCAUCCAGUUCUUCUAAACCAACACAAAAAUCAAUCAAUGAUGGACUCAGCUUAACCAUUCUGAUCCUCCUUGCAGAAAAAAACAAAACAAAACGAGGCAAAGCGACACUAGCGCUGUGUCACAAAGGGAUGUGUAUCAAUAAGCAAACACAACAAAACAAAGCAAGAUCCUGAACUCUGGCAUGGUCUCACGUUUAACUAUGAAGAACCUUUGUGAGCCGUUAUUUAUAUUGCAGAGACCACAGUACCUAUAUUUAAAACAAACAAACAAACAAAAAAGUUUUUGUCAUCUGUGCAAAAAAGGAAAAAAAUGAAUUUCUUUUUCAUGUUAUAUCGGUAUCAAUUCAGCUGAAUCCCAAAGGAUAAUUCUGUCUUGUGUUUACAUUGCAUAAAUGUUUGAUUUUAUGUGAUUCUUACAAGAGAAUUGAGUGUGACCCACACGGAUGGAUCCUUUUCUACGCAGACAGGAUUGCUUGCGUGAUUCUACCACACAUGGCAAGACAAUGACUAUUGACAUUUUAUUGUAUUUAAUGUUUGGAAAAUGACUGGAGUUUUUUUUGUUUUUGUUUUAUUUGACAAAGAUGACAGGUCACAUAUUGUAUAAUACCUUAAAACUGCUUUUUCAUUUGGUUUAAAAAUAUUUCUAUGUCCUGUAGUUUGCAUAGUUAGCUAUGUACAAAAAACAAAUAUUAGAUACAAAAUUUGUUGUGUUUUAACAAGUCAGUUAUUUGACUGUAUUCAGAUGUAAAUUCCAAACCUCUACAUAGCUGAACAUAAUUUAAGGAUGAGCAGAUAAAGGCUUGUUUAUGUAGCUGUUUUCACAAAAGUAUCAAUAAUAAAAAAAAGUGUAAAUAAUAUGGUUCAAGCUGUUUGCAUUGCCAAAACCCUUGUUAUCUGAGAUCAUUUCCGUCUCUCUAAAUGCUCCAUCGAUUUACCCUCCUUAUGCAAAAACUAAAGCCUCUAUGCACUUUAUCCUGACAAGCCCCCCUUGUGUCCUUAUCUCUUUCCAACCUGCAGAUUUCCUUGACCUGGUUUAAUCAGAAGGGCUGUCAUUAAAAUAAAACAAUUAUGAACUGAAGGUUUGCAAUACAUAAACCCCAAGUUGCUCCAACCUUUUUUUAUUUAUUGAAACAGACCGUGUUUAACAGUCGUAUGAAUAGGGCUUGUGUUUUUUUAUUAUUAUUAUUUUUUUUUUACAUUUUGUUCUUAAAGAAAUACAUUUAAGGAUAUCAGAUUUGUUUUAAUGUCCAUGUACUGGUGCUAAAUCUUUUGUGCUAUAUCAUUUUUUAGUUCAUGCCCCCACCCCCACUUUAAGCUGUGAUAGCUUUGGUAGUAUCCUUUUACUGUCUCAGCCUGUGACUAUAGAAAUUCCAGGUUCUACUACCAAGCCUUGUUUUUUUAUGGGUUCAAUCAUAAACUUCAGGGACAAGAAUGUACAUUUUUUGUAGAAAAAACAUUUCAAAGUAACCCUUAAACUUAAAAUGCUAUUCUAGAGAAUUGGAACAAUUCCUUUUUAAAAAUGUGGUAAAGAUUUCAUACUGCCUUUUUAUACAGAGAUGCUUUUAGUUUAAAAAGUAAAAGCGAUUACUUAAAGCUACGUGACAAAUUGCCUUGCUUAAUUUUAAUGUUCCUCAGGUUUAAGUAGAUCUUGAUUAGCAGAGAAGAAUUUGUAUUUGAUUUUUUGUUGGAACGUAAUUGGAUCUUCUAAAUUCAACUACAUUCUGUUGACCCGUCAACUUUAUUGUGAAGAUUUUACUGUUUUAUUGUGCCAUAAGUUUUAUAUAUAUGUAUCAUGUUUUAUAUGCAUCAUUAUAAACUGCAAAUACUGGAAUAACUGUUGUAUUAUAGAUCUACUACAGGCUUACAUUCUUGUCUAAAAAGAUUUGUCAAAAUAAUGAAACUAUUUUGUCUCCAGUUCACAUCAUGUAUUUUUAUAAAAAAUAAAAUAAAUGGUGGCUGUUCCUUGUA